This is a messenger RNA of Protopolystoma xenopodis, 789 nucleotides long. The record is from the annotation of a GenBank genome assembly. Lineage: Eukaryota; Metazoa; Platyhelminthes; Monogenea; Polystomatidea; Polystomatidae.
AUGGCGGGUGCAGUGGCAGCACUGCCAGACAUUAAACAGGCCUCUCAAGUAGCUCGCGAGGUGUUCCUUUCCACUCGGCACACUCUCCUUGUUGGGCCAGCCGCUCGAGAUUUCGCUAUCUCACGAGGUUUUCAACCAACACAACUCGAGACGAAUCAUUCAGAGACAGAGUGGCAUCGCUGGCAUGACGUCAAGCAUUGUCAGCCAAAUUUUCGUCGCCGUGGUUUCUGGACUCCUGAUCCAGGCGUGAAUUGUGGUCCAUACACAACAACCGAAGACAAAGUUCCGGGCCGCAGUGGAUCCGGUUAUCCUGGAGCAACCGAGCGACCGUCAGGAACGGUGGAUGAGGAACACCAUGAUACAAUUGGCAUGAUUGCGAUUGACCACAAUGGCCGAAUGGCUGUUGGCACUUCUACGAAUGGCGCUGCUUUUCAUGUGCCUGGAAGAGUUGGUGAUACUCCGAUCGUGGGUGCUGGAGGCUUUGUGGAUGGGGAUGUUGGUGCGGCGGUUGGAACUGGGGAUGGUGACGUCAUGAUGCGCUUUCUUCUCUCCUUCAAGACAGUUGAACUCAUGAGAUCUGGCAUCCCUCCUACCCUCGCUUGCCAGAUGAGUCUGGCAACCGUUAGACAGAAUGGAACAUGGCACGGAGGACUUGUGGCCCUGAGGAAGGAUGGAUUAUUCGGGGGCGCCUGUGUUGGAUUCAAAAACUUUAACAUUUCUUUCCGCUCUAAAUGGACAGGUAAUAUGACUCGGAUUAUAGACAUAUGUUGCUCUGACAAGCGUAAAUAG